CAAGAAAAACAUGGAGGAUGAGAAAAAAAAGAAAGAGAAGAGCAUAGCAUUAAAGGCCAUCACCUUGGAAGUUGACUCCAAAGGUGAGAAUGCCCUUGAUGAAGAUGAUGUGGCCUAUCUCUCACGUAAGUAUAAAAAUUUCAUCAAAAGAAAGAAACAAUUCAAGAAGAAUUUCUCCAACCAAAAAGAGUCAAAAGGUGAAAAGAGCAAAAAGGAUGAGGUAAUUUGUUAUAAAUGCAAAAAACCGGGUCACAUUAGAACCGAUUGUCCUCUUCUUAAAUCAUCCAAGAAAUCCAAGAAGAAAGCAAUGAAGGCUACCUGGGAUGAUAGUGAUGAAAGUGGAAGUGAAAGUGAGAAUGAAGAAGUGGUCAACUUUUGCUUCAUGGCUCAUAGUGACAAGGAGGAUGAACAAGAUGAUGAGUGAAGGACCUACCAAAUGGGUACCAAGAUCUUUUGGUUGAGCUUUAUUUUUGUAGGUAUGUUUCAAGAAGCAAAAGGUUGCUUUGGACUUCAAAUUGAAAAUAAAUUUCAAAUGAGCAACGUCAUGGCUUGCUUGAACCUAACAAAGGAAAAUUGCCUAUGUGGUAACCUUUUUUUUUUAUUAUUUUGCUAUUGAUAUAAUUUGUUGGAAUAAUUAUAUUUUUUUUGGCUAGAGAAGUUGAGAUUAGUUUCUUGAAUUUUAUUUGAAUCAAAUGUCUUUGAGUCAAUUGAGAAUUUGUUGGACACUUAUGUCUAUUGGUCGAUUAUUUAUGGAUUAGUGGAUUAAUGCUCUUGAGUAAAUUGCAAAUUUUUUUGGCAUUAGUCUUUUUACUUGAUUAUUCAUGAAUUAGUGAAUUAAUCUCUGGAAAAGUAUGUGGUAGAAUUUGUUGAGAUUUAUCCAUCAUCCUUAUUGCUUAAUGGAUUAAUAUUCUUGAAAAUAUUGUGAUAAACUAUUUUGAGAUUUAUAUCCAU
Messenger RNA from Momordica charantia (bitter melon), 951 nucleotides. Lineage: Eukaryota; Viridiplantae; Streptophyta; Magnoliopsida; Cucurbitales; Cucurbitaceae. The record is from RefSeq and is a predicted model, not a curated record.